Dalotia coriaria is the source of this 1091-nucleotide messenger RNA. RefSeq names its product beta1,4-N-acetylgalactosaminyltransferase B (gene beta4GalNAcTB). Gene Ontology annotation, cellular component: Golgi apparatus. The transcript has 5 exons. Gene Ontology annotation, biological process: glycosphingolipid biosynthetic process; carbohydrate metabolic process. Gene Ontology annotation, molecular function: N-acetyl-beta-glucosaminyl-derivative 4-beta-N-acetylgalactosaminyltransferase activity; galactosyltransferase activity. Bases 98 to 1036 code for a protein of 312 amino acids. The record is from RefSeq and is a predicted model, not a curated record. NCBI's taxonomy places the organism in Eukaryota, Metazoa, Arthropoda, Insecta, Coleoptera, Staphylinidae.
AAUCUAUACAACAAAACAAAAUAGUAAUAACUUAUACUAAACUCCAGUAGAUAUCACUACAGUGUUCGAAUUACCAGUUCAUUAGUCGGUUGUUUACAUGAUGCGUGGUUGUUCCUUAAAGCACAUUUUUUAUUGUUUAAUUGUAUUAGUUUUUAUCUAUGUUGUAUUCCACCCGGACCGACAUGCUAAGAUUUACUCUUAUAUUUCCGAUGAUAACAUAUUAUCAAAAAUUAUCUCGAAUUACGUUCAAACAUCUACGGAUAACCUACAAAACUGUGAAUACAAACAAAUGCUAGAAAGUGCAUUUGAAAUAUUCGAUAUUAAUGACUUAUUUAAACAUGACUACAAUAAUAUAAAAGCAGGAGGUGAAUAUACUCCUGAUUGUCUACCAAAAUUCUCAACUGCUGUGAUAGUGUGUUAUCGAAAUAGGACUCAACAACUAGAUGCUUUUAUUAGAUAUAUGCAUUCAUAUCUUCCUAAGCAAAAUAUACAUUACCGAAUAUUUAUUGCUGAGCAAAAUGACUCUGCACCCUUUAAUAGAGCAUUAAUGCUAAAUUAUGGCUCCAUGAUUGCCAUGAAAUACAAUUUUUCAUGUUUAAUUCUACAUGAUGUUGAUUUACUUCCACUGAAUAGUGGAAAUAUUUAUGCCUGUACUCAACAACCAAGGCAUAUGUCCUGCAGUAUUGAUAUAAUGAGAUUUAAUUUACCUUAUUAUGAAAUUGUUGGUGGAGUACUUGCAAUACAGUCUGAACAAUAUAAGCUGAUAAAUGGCAUGUCUAAUCAAUAUUAUGGGUGGGGUGGUGAAGAUGAUGAUCUCUAUAGGAGAAUGAUAGCCAAAAAAUUGCAUCCAAUUAGGUUUUCACCAUGGAUUAGUAAAUAUACAAUGUUGUUUCACAAGCAUGAAACACCAAGUCCUAACAGAUACACUGUUCUGGCUGAUUCACUAAAACGACAAGAAUCUGAUGGGCUCAAUACAUUAGAUAGAAACUAUGAAGUUAAAUUAAGACCUUUAUUCACUCAUGUUAUUGUAAAUUGAUUGUGUGUGAGUUUGUGUGUAUUUUUAAUAAAUUAUUUCAUUAUUACAAUACAAA